ACGUGACAGUAGACUACAGGACUUUGACAACGUAGGACGUGUUUCGCGCGCUUUACAAAAUACACAAAACUUACGAUAUCAUUAAUGUAAUUAUUAUCUGUGGCAUUAUGCCGUGAGUGGAGUAUACGUGAAGUCAUAAGCGUGUUUUGUGAAUAUAUUUGGUAAACAGCCAGGAUGUGGUCAAACACUGAAAUAUGGAGAUGAAACGGCAUGACAAGCCGGGCAGCCUGUCGCCCGUGAAGGUAAAAAACGAAGAAGCAAGCAAGUCUGGCAAACAGGAGAAGGAGCUGAAACUACCACCAGAGAAGUCGCCAAGUGAGGAUGGCAGCUUGAGGCAGAGGAAAUUGUCCAGGGCUAGCGACACGUCGAAGGAAACGCUUGACAGGCAGGACUCGAAAGCAUCCCUCAGUCCGAAGGUAUCACGCAAAUACUUCACAAACUGGAAGCAGGCAUGCGAUAAGACCAAAGAUAAAACCAAAGAGCUACUCAAACGUUGGAGGACGCUACCCGAGGGAGAGGCAGCAGCACAGAUGCAGGAAGCGGGGCAUAGCGAGGAGGAAAAACAACACGGAUGGAGUGUGCACGUUUGGACCACGUGGGUGAACCGAUGCAGUGAAGACCUGGAAUGCCUAGAUUUAGAAGAGGAGCAGCCCUUGGCACAGCUGAGCCCAGUACAGACUGAUAAAAUGACAUUGUUUUUCACGGAGCUUUUGGACCACGACCGCGAUGACGUCAUCUGUGAUCAAGAUUUUGAUAAUUUUUUUGAGAAGUUGGCGCACUUUGCCGACUGGUCGCCUAACUCGUCCGAGUUUCAUAUACUUUUGGAGGUGAAGAGAGAAUUUAUCGAACAUUUUCUCAACCCGUUGCCCACCAAGUGGGCAGAGUUGCCAUACUACAGACGGGUCUGUGGUCCAGAGGCUGGCGGGUUGCCAGGUCGCACGACUCUGGAAGGCUGGCUCGCAAGGUGGGCGCUCCUGCUCAGCGAAUUAAAUAAAUUUGCCGAUCUGCCACUCUACCUGCAAUAUUUCUGCAAGAUUUUGUUCCAUGUUAUUGAUAGAGCAGGCGUUGGUGAAAUAACGAAAGAUGCUCUAGCCUCCUUCUACCGUUCUGUUAUUGGUCUGCCGGCGACAAGGGUCGAUGAAAUCAUUGGAACAGCCUAUGAUCGGAUGACUAGUAAUACAUACUUAAUCCUCGACUACGGUACGUUCGUGCACUGUUACAUCAACUGGCUGAUGGGGAAAAACCCAAACGGACCCGGACAAUGGUUACUAGUCCCACCAAAGGACUCCCUCCCACAACCGCCAUUUCCCGUAGACUAUAGCGCCCUAAACACAGAACCGGCCAAGUUAGAACCGUACGCGCCAGAUAAAAAAACUAAUAGACACUCUGUUAUUGUAUAGAAUAUAGAUGUUACUUUAUGGUGUUCGAAGAGAUUUUUAUGUGCAAUUGUAUAGUAUAUACUUUAUAGUUAUAAUGUGUUGAUCGUUUGCACAAAUUUUAUUGUAACUUUUGUUCCGUCUGCUUUGAAUUGUUAAUGUUUGAAAUAUAGGCAUAUUUAUGUUAAAUGGCAGUUAAUUGUUACUAUUUAUUUAAAAUAUUUAUAAAUUAAAUAGAUAUAUAUCUAGCAUUUUCAAGAAUAACGAAUUUUGAUCUUUUACUGGAAACUUCCACCUCAACGCUUUCCUUUCGAGGUUUUAGUUAGCUGUAUCAAAACUGUGCUUAUAUACCUACUACAUGACUGUAUUAUAGUCAAAACCCUGCGAUGAUAAUAAUAUGGAUCUUAAAAACUAGACAAGAUUUUCUACCUUCCUAGGUCCAUGCUUGUAAAUUGAAAUGAAACGCUUUACUUACUUAUAAAUCUCUGGUAAUUUUACCAACGUAAAUAUAUAUUUAGGUAUAAUAUUAUAUCAUUAAGAUUUAACUGUAUAUAUUAUGUAAUAAGGACGUGCACAACACGGUAAGCAAGAACUGCCUUAAAGUAAGCCUCCUCACCUUCACAUAUAGCCUUAUUUUGUACCUUAGAAAUAGUUUAUAAUAUACUUAAUGUAACGUCACUGAAUAAAGAAAUUUAUUAGAAA
This is a messenger RNA of Colias croceus (clouded yellow), 2078 nucleotides long. RefSeq lists its product as uncharacterized. The transcript is spliced from 8 exons. The record is from RefSeq and is a predicted model, not a curated record. Lineage: Eukaryota; Metazoa; Arthropoda; Insecta; Lepidoptera; Pieridae. Bases 195 to 1400 code for a protein of 401 amino acids.